Fusarium keratoplasticum is the source of this 2349-nucleotide messenger RNA. RefSeq lists its product as uncharacterized. Gene Ontology annotation, molecular function: high-affinity potassium ion transmembrane transporter activity. Gene Ontology annotation, cellular component: plasma membrane. The record is from RefSeq and is a predicted model, not a curated record. NCBI's taxonomy places the organism in Eukaryota, Fungi, Ascomycota, Sordariomycetes, Hypocreales, Nectriaceae. The transcript has 2 exons. Gene Ontology annotation, biological process: potassium ion import across plasma membrane; intracellular potassium ion homeostasis. Bases 1 to 2349 code for a protein of 782 amino acids.
AUGUCGCGUUUGAAUGGCUUCCUUGAUGAUCAUCCGUGGAUGUCACGGAUCCUCUCGAUACGUAAGUACUUGCCACCGUUGAACUUCAUCACCAUCCACUAUGCCUACUUCAUCGUCGUAUGUCUCAUCAGCUCCGUCAUCUUCUGGCGCUCAUCAGACGUUACCUCCCCCGUCAGCUACACCGAUAGUCUGUUUCUCGUGGUUUCUGCCAUGACCGAGGCCGGGCUGAAUACAGUCAAUCUCAGCGCCUUGACGACCUGGCAGCAGACGAUACUCUUCCUCCUCAUCAUGCUGGGUAGCACCAUCUGGGUCUCCAUGUGGACCGUCUUGGCACGAAAGCACGUCUUCGAGAAGCGCUUCGACGACAUUGUGCGCAUCGAGUGCGCCCGCAAGCUUAGCCAACGGGGGGGAGGCAUGUCGCUGGCCCUGCCGAAGCUGCGCAAGGCCAUCUCGUUCCGCAAAGCGCAAACCGUCCCUGUACCCGACCGAACCCUCCCGGCGAUGGGAAGCCGGGCGUUGGAGAACAGGGUAGAUCCACAGGUUGCCAAGGCGAUGCCAAGACCUCGGCGUGCAUUGUCCUUACCCGAUCUAGAUCUCGUGGAGCCACCCAACACUUUGGCAGAGCCGGAGCCGAGGCUGAAGCCGGAGCCGGAGCCGGAGCCGCCCGGCCCUGACAAUACUGACAGACACAUCGUCUUUGUCGACACUCCGUACAGAGCAGAAGGCAGCAGUGCCACUUCUACCGGCACUUCCUAUUUCAGCCAGAGUCGGCCUACGCGGAGAAAUGGCGUCUCCAAGACACCGGCGGACCAGAACAGGGUUGAACUCAGCAUCCGUCAUUUCCUUGGGAGCCGCUCCUCCAGUCGCAAUGGCCAGUUUCAUAGCCUCACUAGCGAGGAGCGUGAGAACCUUGGCGGGUGUGAGUACCGUGCCCUGAAAACCCUUGCAGUCUUAGUACCUCUCUACUUCUUCCUGUGGCAGUUGCUGGGGUGCGUCGCGCUUGGAGCAUGGAUAAACAACAACAUGCCCGACACUGCAAAGACAAACGGUAUCAACCCGUGGUGGCUCGGCGUCUUCAACGGCGUCUCAGCCUUCAACAACUCGGGCAUGUCACUCCUAGAUGCGAACAUGAUCCCAUUCCAGAACGCCUACUUCGUCCUUAUCACAAUGGGGCUUAUGAUCCUAGCCGGCAAUACCGCGUACCCUCUCUUCCUCCGCCUCAUUGUAUGGACUGGCCUUGAGCUCUUAAAGGCCACGACUAGCGAUGAUGCCUAUGACGACCUCAAGGCCACGCUAGAGUUCAUUCUCAAGUACCCUCGCCGAGUGUAUACGAACCUAUUUCCGUCUCGUCCUACCUGGUGGCUUUUCUUCAUGCUCACCUGGCUGAAUUCCAUUGAUUGGGUCGCAUUUGAGGUUAUGAACAUCGGCAAUCCAGUCAUCGAUAGUAUUCCACCAGGCUCUCGCAUCCUCGACGGUCUAUUUCAAGCCCUUGCCGUCCGGUCUGGUGGCUUCUACGUCGUGCCCAUAUCCCAGAUCUAUAUCGGCCUUCAGGUGCUGUAUGUUUCCAUGAUGUACAUCUCCGUAUACCCCGUCGUCAUCACGAUGCGCCACUCCAACAUUUACGAGGAGCGCUCGCUCGGCAUCUACAGUGGCGAUGGGUUUUCCACGCUUGAUGCUGACCCCGAGGCCGCUGUACCGCUGUUCUCCGCUGAUGGCCACGACGCCGACUCACAUGUCCACACUUCCAACACUAACGGCAUACCAUCCACGGCCCCAACUCUCGUACGUCGGCUGAGCCGCUCCAGCGCAGCCGUCGACAUCGGACACGCUUUGCAGCGUACCUUCACGUGGAACGGUGUCGGCGCCCCGCCGGCAAUGCACAGCAAAAAGUCCUACAAGGGCCACACACUGGACCGCCCGGACGGCGGCAGCAGCAGACGAAACAGUCGAAUCGGCUUCAUCAGCCAGCAAAUCCACGGGCAAAUGGCUCACGAUAUCUGGUGGCUGGUGCUGGCAGUCCUAGUUAUCACUACAAUCGAGACUUCGCACUUCAUGGCGGACCCAGUGGCAUUUUCAGUCUUCAACAUCAUCUUUGAGGUUGUGUCAGCGUAUGGCACCGUCGGGAUCUCUGUGGGGAUUCCGAGGGACGCGUAUAGCUUCUCCGGAGCCUGGCACACUGGUAGCAAGCUUGUUUUGUGCCUCGUCAUGCUGCGUGGCAGGCAUCGCGGCCUGCCGGUUGCAUUGGAUCAUGCGGUGAGGUUGCCAGGGGAGCACUUACAUCGAGAUGAAGAGGAGGACCACCAGAUACGGAGAACCAUGACGGGGCCACGGAUAGAUCUGAAUUCCUAA